Messenger RNA from Puccinia graminis f. sp. tritici CRL 75-36-700-3, 720 nucleotides. RefSeq lists its product as uncharacterized. The transcript has 4 exons. Bases 1 to 720 code for a protein of 239 amino acids. The record is from RefSeq and is a predicted model, not a curated record. NCBI's taxonomy places the organism in Eukaryota, Fungi, Basidiomycota, Pucciniomycetes, Pucciniales, Pucciniaceae.
AUGGGGGAAGAGCAAUACCGCAAUUUAACAGACACGCUGAUGUUCCGGUUGACUCCGAAACCAAUUGAUCAUUCGUUGUCUCCAUUUCAAACGGCCAACAUUCAUCUCACACGCUACCAUAAAGGCCCAUCUGAAUCCACACAACCUUUGCGGCUUCCAUCGAUCCAAUUGCCGCCUCACGUUGAUUUCAGUAGGAGCCAAAAUCAAUCACGAUUCAGCACAUGUCCUUCUCUUCAUCAACACAAACCAGGGAAGGAAUCCAGUCCAACCACAGAAAAAAUGCUGCGGAAAUUUUUUGCUAGGUCCGACGACAUAUCCAAUGGCUUUACAUACAUAGCUCCUUCUCAUACAGGAAGCUCUGCGGGAGGCAUACUAUCCGAUGGAGUUUCUACUUUACGGAAUCAAGACUCCCAAGCGUAUGGAAGCCAUUUUCGCCAUUCCAGCGGGUCCCAUUCACAACAAUCAUUUCAACCAGUUGCAGGUCAUUCAGAUGCACAUGGACAGUCGCCCUUCAUGGCUGGCGCAGCUCCAAAAGCUUAUACCCCCUAUGCAGGUAGUUCCACUAGAGAGGAUAGACCCAAUCAUGGAGAGGAAAGAUUUUGGCAUAAUACUCGUCAAACCGAAAGUUCUACCAACGUUAGAUCUAGUCUCACCGAAAGCUCCUCGAAUGCCAAUCAAUUUGAGGAAGGUGAACCCGAUGAAGGAGAGCUCUACAGGUAA